GGUGGAGGGAGGAAGGCCUGAUCGGGGCCUGUACUGAGACGUCUGUACUUCUGUGCCUUCUACAGGUGUUCCCUGUGUGAGCUAAUUUCAUGUGAAAAGAAGAGUGACGUCAUGGAUUUCCGGGUACUCGCCAUGCUGUCUCUUCUCUUCGUCCAUAUUGAAGGAGGAGAAGCUCUGAGGACCAUCGGCGUCGGCUCGGCUCCCCCGGAAUUCGUCCACCCCGCGCACAAUGUGACAGUCGUAGAGGGCCAGGAAGUCACGCUUAUGUGCUCCGUCAGCACUCUGAAGGAUUAUAAGCUCGCCUGGGUGCACGAGGAAUCCCAAACGAUCUUGAGCAUCGGACGGCACCUGUAUACCCGGAUCCCACGCCUGAGCUUGCACGCCGACCAUCACUCCGCCGCCCUCACUGUGUCCCCUGUGCUUUCCACGGACAGGGGCUGGUACAUGUGCCAGCUCAACACCAAUCCUAUGACCUACACGAGGAGCUACCUGCAGGUCCUGGUUCCUCCGACGCUGGAGGACUGGUCGGGGUCCUACGUGGAGGUGCGAGAAGGAGUGUCUGUUCGCCUGACCUGCAACGCCCGCGCUUUCCCUCCUGCUCUGACGACCUGGAGGAGGAGCGACGCAGAACCCAUAUUCCGCUCGCCGAAAACAGUCUGGGUUGUGGAGGGAGCCGACCUCGUGUUCGAAUCCGUGCGUCGAGUGCAUGGCGGCGCCUACACUUGCCAUGUGGACAAUAAGGUCACCGCCCCCGUCUCCCGCACCACACACCUCACUGUCACAUACGCGCCCGUCCUCUGGCUCGGGCGGGAGCUGGUGGGCGUGAAGGCGGGCGACGACAUCACCCUCAACUGCUCCAGCGAGGCCAACCCGCCCCCCUCGCACUACUGGAGCGCAAACGGCACUAAUGUCACAACUAGUCACAAGUAUCAGGUGGACGAGAUGCGCCUCUCAACCAGGACGGAGGUUUUACUCACCAUCAAGAGCGUUGGGCACAAGGAUUUCACCCACUACAGGUGUCAUGCUGUGAAUCCCAUCGGGCAGGCGGAAGGUACCAUUCGGCUGUAUGAACUAAAGGAAAGAAUAAUGGCCGUUCCUACAAGACCAACGUGGAAAAUUCCUCCUCCAGGCCGCUUCCCGGUCCCCAAGCAGGCCUCGCUCACCACGCAGCCGCCCACCAAUGCUUCCGCCAAGGUCCGCGUCGAGAGGCCGUGGCGCAACAACAACCGGGUCACCGACGUCUUACCUUCGAGGAACACGUCAAAGAAAGCGAGUGCCGACGACCAGAAGAAGGGAAGGCACCUCAAGAACUACCCCCGCCACGGAGGUCGUUUCAAUGACACGACACUCAUUGUCGACCUCAUAAUGGACGUGGAAGGGGGGGCGACGGCCUGUUACCAUCGUGAGCUGUUGAGGGCAUCGGAUGUGGUUGUCGUUUUUCAUGUAUUGUUCCUAUUAGUACGAGGCUGGUUUCAGGUCAUGUAAUAACAUUAUGAAUGCUUAAAUGUUGAAUGAAGUUACAGUAUUACUGACAAUCACAAAAAAUCUCCUAAGUGGAUAGAGCUGAUGUAUUAUACUGUACGAACAGAAAUGCAUUAACCGACAUCAAUAUUUGAUAUCUACCGCUCAAUACCACACCUGCACUACGGAUUUCUGGGUCUCUGUUUUUAAUGCUGAUCAGGCUUUCCCUGAAAGGAUGAUUUAAUAUUUGAUUUCACAGGGUAGUUAAUGAUGCACUGCAGUUCCCCUUGUAUGAAGUGUCUAGAAUUUGGCUAAAGGAGCAUCUUUUGACCCAGAUAUCCUAAAACUAAUUGAGGCUACGUGUAAUAAGAUACGUUUAUGAACAGGUCAGUGGAACUAGUCCUCCCUCAAUAAAGAUGGCUGUGUAGUAUUUGUUUGUGUUUCAGCGACACUGUCACUGUUGGUGGAUAAACACCAGACGCUCAGCAUAAGAUGCCGUUUCAGUGUAUAGAUGUAUAUUUGUGAAUAAAGUGUAUAAAAAGACAUGCGGUUAUCAUAAUUUUAAGGAGAGAUGUUCAUGUUACUGUAAUUAUUAGUGGUGUAAUGUAUAAUGGUAUAGUCUUUCGAGUUAGUUAAGCGAGGGUGUGUAAUGCCAGCUUGAAUAGUUUACCAGAGUGAUGAAAAGCAUUACAAAAUGGCCUGUACGUGUUAAUAAGAGUGUUAAUCCCGAAAUGUAUAGUCAAAACUUAUAAGUUAUCUUGCGCAUUCCACAUUUGUUUAAUCGGUGGAUCGUGAAAACCACCUAAAACCAUGCAGUAUUAGUCAUGCACAUAAUUUGAUUUCAGUUUUAUGCCGCUUGCAUAUGAUCGGAUUAGCCAUGGCAUCUUAGAACCGAAGAAUGGAUGUUUUUAAAAAGUAUAAUUUCGUUAAUUCUGUGAAAAUCAGCUGCGAAUGUUAAUAACCUAAACAUAUCAUAUGUAAUAUCAACAGUGUAAGUAUUCAGCAUACGUGUACAUUUAAUUUUAGGGGAUGGGAUCCAAUAUACGUAAUGCAUCAUUGUUAGUAUUAGUAAAAUAUCCUAAGGGUAUGUUUUUUUCAGUCUUGCGUACGUCAGUGUUCAUGCUAUAAUCCCACUGUAUCCAUGACCAGAUAUAGUGAAGUAGUCAGUAUUCAUCAUGACAGUGACGUUUGUAUUCAUAUGUAUCCACAGACACUAUAGACUGUAUCCGUGUAUCCGUAUGCAAGUGAUUUUUUAUUGCAAACUCCACUAGCAAUAACCUGUUGCAAAGCUUUUGUAUAGAAUUUUCUGGAGCUUGAUAAUGUUUUUUUUUUCCUAAUUGUUUUUGAUUUUUAACAUUAACUACGAACUUUUUACCUUUGAUGAUUACUAUAACAAGUUACUGUAAUUAUUAUUUUUUUAUUUAUAAUUCAUUUAGAUAUGAAGAUAUUGUUUUAAUAUAAUUCUUUGAAUUUUCAUCGUCGUUAAAAAAACACUCUUUUGAAUCUAGUCAUAUUUUUAUUACAAGUGUUAUAAAGGAAAGGUUCUCAAAUGAUAUCUAUAGUAUCGGAAACGUCACAGUGAUUCCGAGAAAUAGACCUGAAGACAAGACAAAUAUCUACAUAAAACACCGUUUGGUUUGUUCAAAAUCCCUGACAUCACAAAAGGCAAUUUUUUCAUAGUUAAGACAACAAGAGGAGUAAUAUUUUCACAUUUAUGGAUAACCCAAUUCAGUGCGUUAGGAGAUUCAAAAGCACAAACACACACACACACACACACACACACACACACACACACACACACACACACACACACACACACACA
Messenger RNA from Penaeus chinensis, 3283 nucleotides. Its product is annotated as lachesin-like. The record is from RefSeq and is a predicted model, not a curated record. Gene Ontology annotation, cellular component: neuron projection. Bases 112 to 1485 code for a protein of 457 amino acids. The transcript is spliced from 9 exons. NCBI's taxonomy places the organism in Eukaryota, Metazoa, Arthropoda, Malacostraca, Decapoda, Penaeidae.